Molecule: messenger RNA, 1702 nt
Organism: Dioscorea cayenensis subsp. rotundata (Guinea yam)
Lineage: Eukaryota; Viridiplantae; Streptophyta; Magnoliopsida; Dioscoreales; Dioscoreaceae
Product: crocetin glucosyltransferase 3-like
Exons: 1
Coding region: 11-1456 (481 amino acids)
Molecular function (GO): UDP-glycosyltransferase activity
Source: RefSeq, a predicted model, not a curated record
CAAGCAAAGCAUGCCAACCCAAAAACACAUAGUAAUGCUGCCAUACAUGGCACAUGGCCAUCUCAUCCCCAUGUUCCACUUAGCAAAGCUCAUUGAACAAAGAUACCCAGAUCACACCAUCACCAUUGUCAACACUCCUCUCAACAUCCAAAGGCUUCAAUCUUCACUCCCUCCAAACUCCAACAUCCAUCUCAUAGACCUCCCUUUCUCAAGCUCCAACCAUGGUCUCCCUCCCAACUCUGAGAACACUCGCUCCCUGCCAGCUCACCAAAAACCUCUCCUCUUAUUCACCACUGAGUCAUUUGAACCUCAUUUCAACCUUCUCAUCACCAACAUGAUCAAAGAUGAUCAUUGUCCAGUUUGCAUCAUUGCUGAUCUCUUCUAUGGUUGGACUGUAAACACUGCAAAAAUUCACAAUAUCUUCCAUGCUACCUACAUGCCUACAGGAGCAAUUGGCUCUGCGUUCUUGUUCUCUAUGAUGAAGCAUCUCCCACACACCAAGACAGAGGCCAUGGAGUUCAAUCUCCCCGGCUUCCCGUCAUCUUUCCGUCUUCACCGAACUCAGCUUCCAGGUCCUUUGAGAUCUGAUGAUGGUUCUGAUGAAGUGUCUAUCUUUUUCCGAAAGAAAAUAGAGCUCUCAUCCCUUUCUGACGCAUUUCUUUGCAACACUGUGAAGGAGGUUGAAACCCUGGGGUUGCAGGCUCUCCGGUGGAACGCCGGGGAUGUUCCUGUGUAUCCCGUCGGCCCUCUAGUUCCACUUGAAGGGCUAAUUACCGGAAAAAGGUUAGGGGAAGAGUUUGAGUCUUGUGUUCAAUGGCUUGGUAGUCGGUCUCCUUGUUCAGUCAUCUACAUAUUGUUUGGCUCAGAGAACAACAUAUCAGCAUCUCAAAUGAUGGCACUUGCAGAGGGGUUGGAGACCAGUGGCAAACCUUUCAUUUGGGUGAUCAGACCACCACAUGGGUUUCCCAUGGAUGGAGAAUUUAGCGAGGAGUGGUUGCCGGAUGGAUUAGAAGAAAGAUUGAGAGUUAGUGGACAGGGUUUGUUAGUGAAGACCUGGGCUCCUCACCUUGAGAUACUGGGACACAAGUCCACUGGAGUGUUUAUUAAUCAUUGUGGAAAUAAUUCGUUGCUGGAGAGCUUAAGUCGGGGAGUGCCAAUCAUCAGUUGGCCGUUGGUUUAUGAUCAAUUUUGCGUGUCAAAGAUGAUGGUUGAGGAGUUGGGUGUAUGUGUGGAGCUUGCUAGUGGUGUGGAGGAUGAAGUUGAGAGUGUGGAGGUUGAGAGGGUGAUUGGAUUGGUUUUGGAUGGAGAGAAGGGGAAGGAGAUGAAGAAGAAGGCUUUGAAAUGCAUGGAGAUGAUGAGAGAAGCCAUGAAAGAUAAUGGAGAAGUGAAGGGAUCUUCGCUCAUUGCUCUUGAUGAUUUUAUCAAGUGUGUAUCGGUUAAGUGUUCUACCGAUUAAAGGUAGAAGUUGGUGAAAAUGCAGGCUUACGUGUUUCAUCUACUCUAAUGAUAAUAAAUAAGAUUAAAGGUGGUAAUUGGUGAAGAUGCGGAGUUAUGUGGUUCAUCUACUUUAAUGAUAAUAAAUAAGAGAACGGUGUGCUAAUAUUAUCGAUGGAAUUGUGUCCUCUUGUAUGUUCAUCAAACUGUGUAUGUAUGUGAGCUGCAACUUCAUUUUUUUUUAUAUUAUUAAUUAAACGCUUAAAUA